Messenger RNA from Pleurotus ostreatus (oyster mushroom), 618 nucleotides. RefSeq lists its product as uncharacterized. The coding region runs from base 1 to 618 and encodes 205 amino acids. The record is from RefSeq and is a predicted model, not a curated record. The transcript is spliced from 4 exons. Gene Ontology annotation, biological process: protein polyubiquitination; ubiquitin-dependent protein catabolic process. Gene Ontology annotation, molecular function: ubiquitin protein ligase activity; metal ion binding. Lineage: Eukaryota; Fungi; Basidiomycota; Agaricomycetes; Agaricales; Pleurotaceae.
AUGGAACCCCCAAUCAUUGCUUCUUCAGCAUCACCCAUUUCUGUCAUGCGUUUCAACACAACCCGAAGACCACUGAGCCUGAUGCCACUCCCAGACACUCUCCUCGACACUCUGGAGGCCAGUGAGCCAGGCCUCAGCAUUGACCAAGCUCGUGACGUUGAAGAGGAGUACGUCCUUGUCGCGUCUACGGAUACCACUACCAAGUUAGAACAACAAGUAUACGAGUUGACUGAAGAAAACACGCGUAUGGCGGAGCGAAUCAGAUCCCUUGAAGGUUUAGUGAUGCAGGCCAAACUCAAAGUUAGAGAAGCAUUCCAAGCACUCGACUGCAGUAUAUGCCUGACCACAAUCAAAUGGCCCGUCAGCACUUGCGAGUGUCAGCACUACUUUUGCGAUUCUUGCUUGAAGCAGUGGCUACAGUGGCAGAAGGAGAAAAAGAUUCCAGAGACAUGCCCGUUGUGUCGCAACUGGUUGUUCGAGGAUCCGCAGAAGAUGGCCGUACGACCACUGCGAGAUAUGGUCGAGAUUCUCCAGGGCAUACGGCUACUUGCACCGGAAGGAUCAGGUAUCGACCUGGCAACUGUCCUCACCGCUCAUGAAGGCCAUCAGCUCCCUUGA